AUGGCCAAAUGCGGCGUCGCCCAGAUGUAUGCACCGCAUGGAAAAAUUAGGGAGGGGGCUAGUGGUGGUGGUUUGGUUGUGUUUAAGACGACGAUUUUGUUGCUAGGAGAUGGUAGCGGUGGUUCUGGCGAUGCUGAUGGUGGAUCUAGAGUUGGUGGGGGUGGAUUUGGCAGUGCAUCUAGCAGUGGCGGUGGUGAUGGUCCUAGUGGCGACGGUGGUGGUCUAGUAGAGGGUGGAGUGGGGGCUAGUGGUGGUGGUUUGGUUGUGUUUAAGACGACGAUUUUGCUGCCAGGAGAUGGUAGCGGUGUUUCUGGCGAUGUUGAUGGUGGAUCUAGAAUUGGUGGGGGUGGAUUUGGCAGUGCAUCUAGCAGUGGCGGUGGUGAUGGUCCUAGUGGCGACGGUGGUGGUCUAGUAGAGGGUGGAGUGGGGGUUUUGGCGAUGACAGUUUUGAUGGCGAUGCGGUUGGUGAUCGAAGUGAGGUUGUAG
Messenger RNA from Olea europaea var. sylvestris, 486 nucleotides. RefSeq names its product acanthoscurrin-2-like. NCBI's taxonomy places the organism in Eukaryota, Viridiplantae, Streptophyta, Magnoliopsida, Lamiales, Oleaceae. The coding region runs from base 1 to 486 and encodes 161 amino acids. The record is from RefSeq and is a predicted model, not a curated record. The transcript has 3 exons.